AAACCAAAUAAAAAAAAAAACAAAAGAAAGAAGAAAAAUACAUUUUCAUCUCUCUCUCUUCUUGAAAGCAAUGGAUCGGCAAAACUCCGAUGACAUCAUGAAGUUUCUUGACGGAAUGGCUAGCUCCGACGAUGUUUUAUUUGGUUUUCUCGACGAAGGAAACCAUUCACCGGAGGAUUACCCUGAUUCCGGUAGCUUCGCCGGCGGCGAAGAAUCCGAUGCUGACAACGAUACCACCGUUUGCAAUACGGAAGAGAACAAAACGUUUUGGAAUGAACAAGAACAACUUCUCCAGGCGACACUGUAUAGGACAAGUUCAGUUGAGACAAAGAUUCGACAAGCAACAAAAGAAGCGUUGAAAGAAGUUAGAUCAAAUGGUUUGCAAUGUGUUUGCCGGAGACCGGUCACCGGCGGUUGUCGUAGCUGUUUGCGCGGUGAAGUGGCUAGCCGUCUCCGAGACGCCGGCUAUGAUUGCGUCAUUUGCAAAUCCAAGUGGAGAAGCAAUCACGAGAUCCCUGCAGGUGAGCAUGAAUAUUUGGAAAUCGUGGACAAAUCGGGAUCAAAGAAAGGCGAGAUCCGUGUGGUGAUUGAGCUAUCUUUUAGGGCGGAGUUUGAGAUGGCGAGAGGUAGUGAUGAGUACAAGCGACUCAUUGCAAUAUUACCAGAAGUUUACGUCGGAAAAACUGAGAGGCUAAAAUCGCUGAUAAAAAUAUUGUGCACGGCGGCUAAAAAGUGUAUGAAAGACAAGAAAAUGCACUUGGGUCCUUGGAGAAAACACAAGUACAUGCAAGCCAAAUGGAACGGCACCUGCGAAAGAAAAUCGGUGAUGCCUGUUGACACGGAGGAUAAGAGUGUGAUGCCAAAGCCUAGGGUUUCUAUGUUGAAUUAUGGUAAUUUUGGUAGCUUAUCCGCCGGAAUGAGUCGUCCAGCUGCCGUCGCGGUCGUGUGAUUACAUAUAUAGACGUUCGAAUACGAUAAGUAAAUUAGGAGAGACUAAAUAAAAUGAGUCUGGAAUUGUAUUACCGAUGAUUUUGUGUGCCCAAACAGGGCAACUCCUUGGACCCAUUAUAGUAGUAUACACAAUGUUAUUUUAACAGAUGUGAAUUUUAAUUGGCAUCCUUAGAGCAUUUUUAUCGAUGUGGUCUCUUAGAAGAGUAGAUUCUCUAUUUAAUAUUUGAUAUUUCAAAUCUAAAAUAAAUGUGAAAUGAAACAAUAGAGAAAGACAAUUGGCUUUUGGGUCUC
This is a messenger RNA of Eruca vesicaria subsp. sativa (arugula), 1242 nucleotides long. The record is from the annotation of a GenBank genome assembly. NCBI's taxonomy places the organism in Eukaryota, Viridiplantae, Streptophyta, Magnoliopsida, Brassicales, Brassicaceae.